UAUGGAAUUUAUUGUUCUGUGUCAGCAUAAUCUGUCAUCACUACGUGACGAUUGUAGCUCUUUGGAUAAUGCAAUACGUUUUGGAAAAGAUCAAACACCCACACACACUCCCUUGGAUUUUUAGCGCACCACACACACUCACAGCCUCGAGAUGAACCGCUCGAGAUGAGCCACACACACACACAAACGAACACACACAAACGCACACACGCACUGAAGAGGGGGCGUCACAUUUACUGUUGAGAAAAAUCACCGCUGUAACGCACAUCUGCCAGGAAUGUAGCAAAAAAUGCCCAGAAGCCCAAGAAAUAGCAUGUUGGUCAGUGUGUAAGUCGACUCGCCAUUUGAUCAAUGGAAAGCAACAAAUCAAGAAGACCCAGGACUUCACAUCUCAGAGUCUCUUCAACACUGUCUCCUAAGAUCUAACAGGCUGGACUGAUAUAUCCAUUUAAAGAAUGUUGCCUAUGUUUUCUCUUUGAAGAGUCUCAUUGUACCUCUUUACAUCAAGAUGAAAUAAUGAAGAGCUAGUGUAUUAAGUACCACUGUUCAGUCCUUCCGGUGUAUCCUUCAUCCAUGGAAGAAUCAUGGGUUGUGGAGGCUCUAGGACAGAUGCUUUGGAACCACGGUACCUGGAAAGCUGGACUAAAGAGACAGAAUCUACUUGGCUGACCAGCACAGAUACAGACAUCCCAUUAUCUUCAAUCCACAGCAUCCCCUCAGAGACCUCCUCUGAGGUUGCUUUUACAUCAGAGAAAACCACCAACUCUGAUAUAUUUGACGAUGGCCUGCCAGCUCCUGCUCAGGCGUACCUGAAGGUGUGUUCUGCCAUGUCUGACUCUACUCAUAAUGAUGUGAAAAGUGGUGGUCCUCAUGCUAUACUGGCCUCUCAAGAACAGGAGGGGGUGCCCUCCUCACCAGGCACCACAGUCCAGAGGAGAAGUGUUGUUUGCACUGAAGAGAUUUGGCAAGACAACAGGAUGUCCACUAAGCAGGUAACCAUCACUGUAACCCAGAGCAUUCGUCAAGUGGACAAGAGUGGAAAGAUCAAAGAAAAAUCCCACACUACUUUUGAGAUCAUGAAACCUCAGGAUUGUUUGAAGGAAGCAGAAGCAGACUCUCUUUUGAAGUGAGACUGAUAUAAGGAGACUUAUGGAUCGUCAGUCUUGUAAAAACUGUGAUGAACAGAAGGCAGCAUGGAAUCUAAAGGGAGGUCUGAUUUUUGACAGAAGCACAGGUCUGUAAAUGUGGUCUCAAUCAAACAGGCUUUAUUAGACUAUGUAGUUUUGUGUGAAAGUCACAUUUUGUUCAUUUAUGCCAAAUGCUCGCUUUUACUGAUCAUUCUCCAGUGCCAUGUCUUUAUUAUAAUCGGGGCAACAGAGUUAUUUGAAGAAGAGAAAAAAAAACAGGGUAGAUUUAUGACAAUAAAAGUAAACACCAGAAGGCCUCUUAAGUUAUUUAUAUAAAAAUAUAAACAAAAACACAUGGUUAGAUCUGUUUUAUGUGGGCAGCACACCAAUUGUAUGUAUUUUUCCUGUUAAUCAAGAGUGCCUUUUUGAAGGUUGGUUGAAUAAUUCACUUUUACUAUUUUGAUAAAUGGGAUUUUAUUGGGGAGCAUUUAACAAAUUAAUAUAAUAACUAGGCAGCACAGUGGUGCAGUGGGUAUCAUUGCUGCCUCACAGCUCUAUGGUUCAAUCCUGAACCUGGGCAAAGUUUCUCAUGUUUACACCAUUUUUACAAGGGUGUGCUCUGCAUUUCCUGGUUUCCACCAUGCACCAAGUGUUACCAGGAUUAGCUCUGGAUCCACCGUGAUCCUGACUGGGAUAAAGCAGUUACUGAAGAUGAAUGACUAAAUGAAUGAAUGUAAUACCCAAAAUAAUAAGUUAAUUGCCUUUGGUUUGACAUGGAGUGUCAGAACAUGCUAAGCUAUAGUCAUAUGAAAAAUAAGUACACAACAUUUAAACUGAUUUUUUGUUUUUUUGCAUAUUUGGACAAGCAAACAAUAAUUUUCACAACUUAAAUUAACAACAAAAAAAAGAAAACAGAUUAGAAAAAGUCACAUGGAAAAAGUAAGUAACAUUUAUCACACCUUCAAAUCCAUAAAAUUAGAAUCAGGUGUUUUUUUUUUUUGUUGUUGUUGUUUUUGGUGCCAGUGAUUAGAAUCUGCUUAGCGAGUGCAGGAGUUAUUUCAAACUCUCACAUCUAGUGUCUGUUGUUCCCUUUGCUAUUGAGGUGUAUGGAGUCAUCAUGCCCAAAUCUAAAGAGUUCUGUAAGGCCUUCAGAAAAAAGGUUGUGGAUGCCUAUGAGUCUGGGAAGGGAUUUAAAAAGAUCUCCAAAUGAUUUGAAAUACAUCAUUCCACUGUAAGGAAAAUCAUCUACAAAUGCCGCAGAUUUCCAACGACUGUCAAUUUAUCCAGGACUGUUGGCCAUCCCAGCAAAUUCAGCCCAAGAGCAGACAGUCUCAUACAAAAAAAGUCUCCAAGAACCCCAAAAUUUCAUCACAGGAUCUGUUAGUACAUCUUACAACUCUUGGUGUCAAAGUGCAUGCUUCUACAAUCAGAAAGAGAUUGCACAAUUUUGACCUGCAUGGGAGGCGUGCCAGGAAAAAGCCUUUGCAAGACAACAGUUUGCCAAUGAGAAUACAGACAAAGACCAGGCCUUUUGGAAUAAUGUGCUCGGGACAGAUGAAUCAAAGAUAGACAUGUUUGGCGUAGACCAAAGACAGCUGUGAAGCACGGUGGUGGAAAUGUUAUGUUAUGGUUUGGGGUUGCUUUGCUGCCUCAGGGACUGGACAACUUGCAUUCAACUAUGAAUUCACAAAUUCUUUCAACAGGAUAAUGAUCCUAAGCACACUAGUGAAUCAAGAAACGGCUCAAAAUGAAGAAAUGGAGGG
Molecule: messenger RNA, 2890 nt
Organism: Ictalurus punctatus (channel catfish)
Lineage: Eukaryota; Metazoa; Chordata; Actinopteri; Siluriformes; Ictaluridae
Gene: baalcb
Product: BAALC binder of MAP3K1 and KLF4 b
Exons: 4
Coding region: 585-1130 (181 amino acids)
Cellular component (GO): cytoplasm
Source: RefSeq, a predicted model, not a curated record